Saprolegnia parasitica CBS 223.65 is the source of this 1599-nucleotide messenger RNA. RefSeq lists its product as hypothetical. Lineage: Eukaryota; Oomycota; Saprolegniomycetes; Saprolegniales; Saprolegniaceae. The record is from RefSeq and is a predicted model, not a curated record. Bases 1 to 1599 code for a protein of 532 amino acids. The transcript has 4 exons.
AUGCUUCGGCAGCGCUGGGUGAUCCAAGUCGCGUGCGGCGCCGCCGCCUUCUCGGCCAGCGUGGCCAUGUUCAACCUCGUCAUGGAGACACAGGACGACGAUGGCGUCCAUGGCGCAGACGAUGCUUCGAGGCCGCUUCUUCCGGUAGCUCCCGCGCGGCCGUCGCUCCGACUGUCGAGCCAGUCCAUCUCGGUCGACGCCGUCGAGGAGGCGCUGGAGACCCUCGCCCAUGGCGACGAGCCUUGCAUGCUCUCGCCCAUCGAACGCGCGCGCGUCAACUUGUUCUGGGACGACCUAGCGGCGACUCUCGGAGGUGACGCGUACGCGCUGCAAGAGCUGACGCAAGAGGCCCAAGGAUACGCGCAGCGCUUCCCGCUCGAGUUUCCGCUUGCAACCGUGCUCAAGGCCAUCUCGAUCGCCGCGUCGCUCUCGCACAGCGCUAGUAGCAAUGUGCUGCCGCCGAUGCGCCGCCGGUCGACGCUAAGCCUCAUGGGCAACAAGCUCUUCGAGAUGGCGGUCGAUACGAAGGGCGGGAUGCAGAACGCGAUGCACCGCGCCGUGCGCCGGUACCUCGAGCGCGCACUCGACCUCUUUGCCGAGCGCCUCAAGGACUCGAUCAAGGACAAGGACAUGCCUCUGUACCUCCAGACCAACAUUGAUGUGGCCGUGGACCAGUUUCUACCGGACGUCAAGGUCGAGCUCUUCCGCAAGACGAAGGACCUCUUUGUUGCAACGACGGCGACGACGCCUCUCCAGCGCCUCCCGUCCGAGUCGGGGGGCGAGGUGACGUCGGCUGUACCGUCGCUCACGCAGCGCGCGGCGACGUCGUGGGCAAACGCCCGCGCGUGCAUCUUGUACAACCUCUUCCCGUACGACCAGUCGAUCUGGCGCUGCCUCAAGAACCCGUACUGGUGGAGCUUUACUAUCCUCGGCAUGCUCCCGUACAUUGGCCAAGCGUGGUGGUGCCUCCUCUUCGUCCUCAAGGACAAGCGGGAUGAGCACCAGCUGUGCCAGUUUAUCAUUGGUUUCAAGACCAGUCAGUUCCUUACGCUGGGGCUGGGCUCGACCGCCCUCGGCGUCGCCAAGUACAUUUCCUGUGCGCUCUACGGCACCAUGGGUCUCUGCGACCUCUACGGACCGAUGCUGUCGCCGUGGAACACGCUUUUCUUUCUCUGGCAAACGGCGCUGGUCUGGGUCGCGUUCUUCUACCUCCCGUACACGGAGCGGCCAUCGUCGGCGACGGUGCUCUCGCCCAAGCACGCGGCGGCGCCCAAGACGACGUACACAGACAUGUUUGGCAACGUCUUGCACAUGGACCGCGGCGGGUACCUCAUGAAGCUCUGCGGCUACGAGACGAUUGCGUUUUGCUUUACAAUGGGCCUCGCGCUCGCGGCGCAGAGCGUGCUUGCCAUGACGUGGCAGCGCCAGAGCAUGAUGUUUUGGAUCCGGACGUUGUAUGGGCUCUUGUCGCUGCCGUACCUCCCGUUCAAGAUCCCACUCGUCGAGAACGUGCUGCUGCACACGUGCCGCAUGGGCUACGAUGCCCGCGGCCGCACCGUGCGCAUGGUCAAAGGCGCGCCAGCGUCGUCCAAUGCAUAG